Messenger RNA from Corvus hawaiiensis (hawaiian crow), 9206 nucleotides. It is a transcript of the gene CMTM4, whose product is annotated as CKLF like MARVEL transmembrane domain containing 4. The record is from RefSeq and is a predicted model, not a curated record. Bases 103 to 738 code for a protein of 211 amino acids. The transcript has 4 exons. Gene Ontology annotation, cellular component: membrane. NCBI's taxonomy places the organism in Eukaryota, Metazoa, Chordata, Aves, Passeriformes, Corvidae.
CCGCCUGAGACGGGCGCGGGGCGGCCAUGCAGUCCUCGCUGCCUUAGCUGAGCGCGGCGCUCGGGCCGGAGCCCGCGGCCACCCCCCGGCGGCACCGGCACCAUGAGGAACGGCGAUGACCUGGAGGGCUUCGACGGCGAGGCGUCCAGCGCCUCCAUGAUCUCGGCGGCCAGCAGCCCCUACCAGCCCACCACGGAGCCCGUCAGCCAGCGCCGCGGGCUGGGCGGCUUGCGCUGCGACCUGGACUACCUGCGGGGCACCUUGGGCAGGCUGAAGCUGGCCGAGGUGCUUUUGGCACUGACUGCGUUCAUCUGCAUAGAGACCAUCAUGGAAUGCUCCCCUUGCGAAGGCCUUUAUUUCUUUGAGUUUGUGAGCUGCAGUGCACUGGUGGUCACCGGUGCUCUCCUGCUUUUGUUCAGUCUGAACCUUCACACAAGAAUACCCCAGAUCAACUGGAAUCUUACUGAUCUGGUCAACACUGGACUCAGCACUUUCUUCUUUUUCAUUGCCUCUGUAGUACUUGCUGCUUUAAACCAUAAAACUGGAGCAGAAAUUGCUGCUGUGGUGUUUGGUUUCCUGGCAAUGGCAGUGUAUGCUGUGAACACGUUUUUAGCAAUUAAGAAGUGGCGAAUGAGCAGCAGGCAGCAGAGCAGCCGCCAGACCAGCGACUACAUCCGCGCUCGGACAGAGUCCAGGGAGGUCGUGCAUCGCCCGGAGAUCCAGCGCCUGGACGCGUGACACUGACCCUCAGAUGGGACUGAAAGGGAAAAGAAGCACUCAACUCCCUCAUGGAAUAAGGGUUUUUGCUUUAUUUAAGGAGGAAAAGGCAGAUCCGAGGGUGGCGAAGGAUGCCCAGCCCUGCACAUGAGUGCAGAGAUGCAUUGAGCCAGAAGCUGUUGUCACGGAGGCAGAAAAUGUUGGUCAUUCAAAAGGAAGGUCCCUCCAAGCUCUCCACAUAUAUAUGUGCAUAUAUUAUAUAGCUCAUAGAAUAUAUAGUAUAUAACAUAUAUAUGUGCUGAAGUACGUUUCUGUUUUGGAUAACUGCACAGUAGUUUCCUUCCCCCUCUGAAGAUCCACUGUUCCUUCAUCUGCCCCAAAGACAGAGCAGCCCUACCCUGGCUGGGUGACAGAGGAGGGAAAUGCACAGGUGGAACACCCAGAUGUGCCAAGGAGCCAGGGGCACACAGCAAUAACUCAGCCACGGCCCGUGUCAGCCAGCGGGGUCUGUCCAUCCCAAACUGUGUCUGUCUGUCCUCCUGCUCCCUCCUGCCCUGCAGCCUCUGGCACACCUGCCUGGCUGCUGGAUAACCAUUCCAUUCCACGUGUUCUCAUGGAUGCAGUGUGCUGGGAAAGGGCCACCGGCCAGCUCUGAACUGGGCUGGGGCUGGGGUGGUCACUGGUGGGGGUGCACUGAGUGUGAAUAGGUGGUUGUCUGCUCAUGUUGGGACACAUUCCAGUUGUCAGUCCAAAGUGGGAAAAUAAAUAUAUUUAGGAGACAGGGUGGAGGAAAGGGGCUUGAGGGGCACAGUAAGAGAGUGAAGGGGUUGUCAUCCUAUAGACUUACAUUCCAGCCGUGGCUUUCUUUUUCUUUUUCUUUUUUUUUUUCCUUUUUUCUUUUUUUUUUAAGGUUCAACAUUUCUAGAAAUUGUUGCUAGAACUUGCUUUCCCUCCAAGCCCAGGGUAAGGAAGAGCUAGCAAAAAUUUAUGUGCUUUUAAAGUGUUCCUAAGGUUGCAAUGUUGUGAUUCAUGUAAAGUAAAUAUUUCUUUUUGGAAGGAUGGUUGUUCUAAAAUUAAACCCAUUGGUAGUAGGUAAACCUGAUUUUUAUUUUAACUGGGUGUUUCUGCAGAUUUUUUCCCCUAAUAGUUCUUUGGAAAAUGAAUUUAGCUAAUUGAAAAAUAAUACGAUUGUAUUGAUUUGUUUAGAAAUAGUUUUACUUAACUGAAGGUUUUUUUUAUUUUCCUUGUACUUCCAGUGAAUGAAUUACAUUUUCUCUACUCACAACUCAAAUUCAGCAGUAAUUGGCUAGACAAUGUCACAAUAUUAUUAGGAAGAUGUCUCUUCAGAUUUUUCUGUUUCUUUGGUGUUUUUUAUCUCUGUAGUGCAUUAUUUGGCAUUUGUGUGCCUGUGUGAAGACUGUGUGUGUGGGAGAAGAUCUCUAGAGCUGAACUCCUUUCUGGUGUGAGGAAAAUGAAAAUCUGUGGAAUUAGUGGAACUGUUUGCCAUGUAUGCCUGAGUUUCUGUGUCCUGAUGGAGCUGCACUCCUCAGGGUGGGUGCAGUACCUGGAGCCUUAAGAACAACUGGCUGUGUAUGGUGGAUAAGUUAUUUUAACCAUGAAAACCAGGUGACACCAAACAGGAGAUCAGGAGAAGUGCCUGGGCUUUUAUAAUACUGGAAGGAACUGGGAUAGUGAAGGUGUGAACCUAAUGCUGCAAUAUUCAAAUUGAGCAGCAGAGAAUUAUUUUGAUGAGUGAAAAAAGGUGACAAAGGUGAUGCCUUUUCAUUUUUUACUGACAUCUACAGUGCAUUUCACCUUAGGGGCUAAGAUGGAGAUUAAAAUUCAGAGUUACUGAUGAGGUUAAGGAAAAUUUGCAUUUUCUUAGUGAAUGAUGGUUUACCAGUUCCUAUAGUAAAAUUUUAUUGUGCUUUAUUGGAUGUAAUGCCAAAGGGAACACCAGUUGAAAAGAAGAUGGAACCAACUCUUGGUGUUGGAUUAGAACAGAGACAUUUCACAGAGGGUUGUCUCACCUGGGUGCAUUCCCUGAGCAGUACGUGACAGUUCCAUGGCCAGGGUGGUAAGAAAGAACAAUUUGUUACUGCCAGAACUGCUGUGACAGCCCUGCUGUUUGCCAGCACUGCCCAGGACUGGCAGAGUUUGCAAUGUCAAUCAUUACAAGACUUUUGAAAGUAGCACAAGCACACCCAGUCUGGAAUUGUAAACUGCCAUCAAAGCAGUCUCUAUAAAGAUUGUAAAAAACCCCAACCCAAACCAGACAAAACCAAAAAAAAAAACCCCCAAACAUCCCACACCAAAACCAAAAUCAAGCCAAGCUCACCUACUGAGAUCCAAAAUACAGUUCUCCAGAAGAUCCAUGCUUUUGGAGUGGAGCUGCCAUCUGAAAUCAGGGACCAGGAUGGUGUCCCAAGGGGAUUUUGUCAGGAGUCUGUCCUGUUGCUGGCUGCUGGCCAGGGCUGAAGGAGCAUUCCCAGAUCCUCUCCUGUGCUCCCUGGGCUCAUUGUGGUUGGGGCAGAGCUCUGGGAGCUCUUGUGCCUCUCUAGGUUUAUGAAUUCAGUACCUUUCAAAUUCCUUGCCUAGAGAAAGGGUAGCUCUGGGGUUUUGUCUGGAGUGAGCUCCCAGCUCCUGUUGAGCUGCAGUGACAGGAGCAGAGUGGGGCAGUCACACCUCCAGUGCAGUGCAGUCCUUGGGCAGUGGUGCUGGAAAGGCCUUGGGGCUGCUGCAGGUGGGAUAAGUUUUCUUCAGCUGAGAAUGGCAGGAUUUAUUAGUUCCAUCACACCCUGAGCUUAGCACACUCUCAGGGUGGAAUCCAAAAGAGAGCAUUAAUUUUAAAAACGCUAUCUGAUUCACUUCGUAAAAGAAAAGCAAAUGUAAAUUUGUAAUUUCCUGAUUUUUGGGACCAAAGAUGAUUUUUAGUGUUGUACAGUAUAUACUUUCUAAAAAAUCUUGAGCUAUUAUUGCUCUGCAGAGACAUUAUUUACUAUUUGGAUUAUAUGGAAGGGAAAUAAAGUAGCUGUGAGAGACAACUACAUUUGAAAUAUUAAGAUACUUUGAUGUAUAUGUGGCUCAUUCCCCCUGAGUUAAUUUUACACAGUGUAUUGGAGAGGUACUGUUUUAAGGCUAUUAUCUAACUGCAGUCACACAAAUAAACCCUUAAGGAAGAAAACAGGGUAGAAAGUUUAAAUUUUUUUUUUACUUGCUUAGAAAAGUGACAUUAAAUUGCUUCUCUCUCAGUCUUGCUUGUAAUUGCCAGCACAUAGGGAUAAUUUCUUUUAGUCCUUAAGGGUGCUGUUAGCUCCAUAAAGGGACUCAAACCCCAAUGUAAACAGAACCAAAUUAGAGCAAACACUUGAACUUGGUAGGAGCAGGAUGCUUGAAACAGUAAUGGUUUGGAUGAGUCCCCUUUGGUCAAACAAGGCCCUUAGACCUGGAAUCUCUGUGUAUUUCUGUGUGUAGAAAUGACUAAAUUCUGCAGCUUAUGCCCAGACAUCAAAAUAUUAAACAGUAAGAUCUGACUGGAGCAGCAGCUUGGGAGUUGUUACACAGUGCUGGAAGAGUCUGUUUGCCUCUCACUGCCCAGGUGAGGUUUGUCCCACAUCCUUGUGCUGUGCAAAUGGCCCCAGCAGGAGCUCCUAAAGCCCCAGAGGAACUGAGUUAUGUGUCUGAGGAAAGCCAAUUCCUUCUUUCUCUCCACUUUUUCCUUUCAUUUGGAAUAUUUGUGCCUCAUAGAUCUGAUGCUUUAAUAUUUAAUUCUUGCUAAGCCUUGUUUGUUGGUCCAUGUAGUGUGUCUGCUGCAGUGCCAGGAAGAUCAGAACGUGUCCAGAUCCCUUUAUUUCAGCUCUGGUGCUCUUCCCUUUCCUGAUGUUUAGGAGGCUUGGGCUGGGUGGUCUUUCCCGUGGGACUGUGGGAAGCUGGUGUUGGUGUGAGAUUCCUGGUAGGAGCCAUGUGCUUAGAGCUUGGGAGGGGUAGGGAUUGAUCUCCCUGUGCCUUCUGAGAGACAGGCACUGAGCUGAUAUUUCAGCCUGUGUUGAUCACUGGAUUCAGGAGCACAGCAUCAGCAAAGAUCUGUGUCUUGGUAGCAGCUCAUCUUUCACUUACAAGGUGUCUUUGACAUGGGGUUUCAAUAAAAGGAGCAGCGUGUGUCGCUUCUUCACUGGCUUUGUCAUGAGUUGCACUCUGCGUCUCGUGGCACGGUCUGGACUUGUUUCACCUCUCUGUAUUUCAUUGCUGCUUCUAGAAAGAGGAGGGGAAGAUUCCCACUCUUCCCUGAGGUAAUAGUUUAUUUUUUCCCCCUGUGAAUUUUUCUGUCCCAUGUGCUGCUUGCCCCUCCCAGCAGAGCAGAAUUGGUGGUUCAUGGACACAGCAGGAGUGGAUCUGCUGCAGGCUGCACGGGGCUGGUCUGAGGCAGUGCACCACUAGCUUUUCAUGAGCUUUAAGGUCUCUAAAUGAGUUUGGUGUUUGGGACUGUUCUGCUGUUUUGGGGAUGUGGAGGCACAGCAGAUGCUUACCUAAUAUGUGGCUUUAUUAAUGCAAUCCUUUCUUCCUUCCUCUUCCUUAGCCUCUUUCUGUAUCUGUUAUUUUCUCGUCUCAUGACAACUUUGUAAUAAUUCUAUUGUUUUCUUUCGUGAGGGAAAAAAACUCACCAAAAAUCUAAAAUAACCAAGAAUGAUGUUUUUUAGGGCAUAGUUAAAAAAAAUGAAACCAAACUUAAUAGCAGUUCAGACAGUGUAGACAAUAAUAUCCUCUUUGCUGCUCAGCUGGGAUACUGAACAGCUUUGUCCAUGGAAGAACAUAAAGAACAGUUCUUGUCCUGAGAGCUCUGGAGCCAAAAAUCUUCAGCAGAUACUCGGGAUAAUAAAAAGGCACAGUCUGAUAAGGAAUUUGAGAUGUGAGGAGGACACUUGACAAUCCAGUGCUUUCAAAGGGAUACAUGGACAGUAAGAACCCAUAGUGGAGAGAUUGUGCACCCAUGGUGGUCCUGGUGAUCUCAGCAGCUCGGGGGGGCUGAGAGAGGGCUGGGAUUGUCCAGGCUCAGCUUCCAGCUGGCUCGGGGCUGCUCCAGAGGAGCUGCUCCAGAGGGGAUCCAGGCUCUGCUCAGUCCCACGGGAAGGAGUAAAGCCAACGUGUGGCACUUCUGAAAAUCAGGCACUUGGCUCACUUGUAGCGUGAAAUAAUGGAUUGUUUGUUGUCUGGAGGGCCAGCAAAGCUCAAAAUUACUGUGCAGAUAGAAGUGUCCUGUGUGUGGAUUUUAAUGGCAACAAAAGCAUUCUAAAAUGAUCCUGAAAUCAGUACAAAAACACACGGAAUGUUUGAAAAUACUUCAUAGAAAUUAUGCCGUGUCCCCUCUCUUUAUUUUGACAGAGGGAGUUGGUUAAAAUGAAUUUAUUCAAAUACUCAGGAAAUCUCUGAAUGACAUUUUAGAGGUUUUUUCCUGGUAUAUUAUUUUCCCUGUCAGCCACUUGGCCACCUUGAGAAAUCUGCUUGAUGAAGUCAGUGGUGCUGUCCAACCUGAAAGGGUUCCCUUGUUUUGGUCUUUUUUUUUGUGUUGUAUUUUUUAAAAUCUGUCUAUAAUUUAAACAUUUGUAUGCUAAAAGUAAUCUUUAAAAAAUCUGCUUACACUGUGAUUUCUGGUAGCCUUUAAUUUAGAGUAUACAACACAAUCUAAUUUUCUUUUGGGAUAUGCAGCUUUCAAAAGUGUUCUUAUAUAUGCCCAGAAAUGAAAGUUGUCUAUUUAUCAUAGGAAUGUGAUUAGAUAAAAUUACCUAUCCAGAAUCCCAGUGCAGCUCUUCUAUAUAUGUUGGAUGGAGGAGUUAAUGAAAUUGCCUUUUAAUCUCUAUGGGUUAAUAAAUAUUUUUUUAUAACUAGCCACAGAUAUUCCUUUUUAAAUUAUACUUGGCAAACAGAAGAUAUUUAAUUUUAUAUACAGUAUACAUAGUUACCUUGAUUGACAUAUUUAUAACAUAGAGCUUUGUGUUUACUACGAAGGUUUUAUCUGUAUCCCAUGGACUUCAUGGGUAAAACUUUAAAAAGCCAGUUAGCAUUUAUGGAAGGAUGUGGGAACUUUCUUCACGGCUUCAGAAUGAGGACAUAGGAGCGUUUAAAAAGGCAAUAGCCAGAUUGUUUUAACAGAGUAUCUGGGGGGGUUCUUAUUUUUUGAUUGGGGCUGGUCCCUACAGCUAUUUUAAUAACAUCUGGAUGUGAGUAACAGAAUGGAACUUGAGCAUCUGCCUCUUGUGACUGUCACAGGCUAUUGUCUAGAGCACAGGAAAUUUCAGGGUAUUGUAUUGUUUUGCUUUGGACAAAUGUCUCAAUAGACAUAUUUAAUUAAAACCUUCAUGUGUCUGAAAGAAAACAUCCUCUCUUAACUAGGCUGAUUUAUCACUUUUGGUAACCUUUUAAUCCCCAAAGUAGUGUUGUCUAAAUAUUUUUAGUGAUGUUACAGCUGUCCUGAUGUCUGCAGGUUAAAGUGGUCCUGGCUAGCACCCUUUUAUUACAACAAUUGGUACCUUCAUUUUUCUACUGUUUAUACUUUAAUCUUGAAUGUUUACUGGUUUCUAUUGUUGGAUCUUGUGGAGGGAGAGUGUCUUAGCACUACAGCUCAUCGAGCUUUAACUCAUACACCACAGUCCUGGCGUAAGAAAAUACUUUGAUUUAUAUAUUGUGGCCAAUUUAUUGCAUUUUAAAAUGAUUUCUAUACUUUAGACACAACAUUUAUGACAUAAUAGGACGAAUGACUUAGCUAAUCAUUAUAUCUGUCUAGACUUACUCUCUUCUGUGUUAGUGUCAUUUGAAACUGUUUGUAUAUGUUGAAGUUUGUAAGGGUUCAGGAACCCACAAUAAAAUAGUAAAGUAUGUAUUUAUUUCUCAUUAUAAUGCUCGAAUUUGAUUUGGAAGUUGACACUUUGUAUGUCUUUUCACAGAAUUGUAAACAAAUACCGAAAAACUGCUUCACCUAGGGUGCCUUCCAUGUGUGGUACAAACACUUGUCAUUCACAGGAAUAGAGAUGUAAAUUUAUUAAUCCAGUAAACACUAUUUUUGUAAUGUGAGUCACUAAUGCAGCUCUGGCCUCGUUGUGCUUUGUUCCCACCAACACCAGGUUUAUGGCUGCUGUGGUCACUGCCUUCCCUGCCUGUGUGCACUAAAUCUGACCCCUAGAGAAUCACAGAUUGUGUCUCCUUUGCUCUGCCCUCAGCUGCCACCUGAGCCUGGAGAUGAAGCACAUUUCUGGUGCUCCAGAUUUCCUUCCUUGAGCCUUGUGGAGGGAUGCUCAGUGUGGGAUGUCUGUAUCCUCAGGGCUGACUCUGGGUCCUCUAGACAGACUCUGCAGCCCAAUCCAAACAUUCCAAUUCUAGCUCAUCAUGCAUGAUUUACAGCUUCUGAGGAGGGAGCAUCCAGGCCUGACCAAAACACUUUGUCCCUCUGGGUUACAGUUGCUGUGUUGACAGGUUUGUAAUUGCAAACAGCUCAGAGGUAUUAUGGAAGUACCAGGUUAGAAUUCCAUUCAGGCUGAGCAAAGGGGAUGCAAUUUUCCUUUUAUCACAUGAGCACAAGUCUGUGUAAUCUCCUUGGUACUUUGCUUUUGAAGUAAAACCUGCAAUGUUCUGUCCUGGAGAAUCCUCGGAACAUCCUCUGUGUGCGAGUGCAGCACCUGACUGUUGUCCUUCCCUGGGCAGUGCCCCUCGCCUCGGGGGCUGCAGGCCAGGGCUCCACUGAUCACCAGGUCCUGCUGCAGGGCUGGAGGAGUAUCAGCAGCCAGCACACGUUCACCUGGAGACAGUUCCCAGCCCUGAAGGGUUUCCCAUUGUCCUGCUGAGUUCUGCAGUUCUCACAGAGCCCGGUGCUGCAGCAGCUGGUCCAAAGUGGUGCCUCCAGCUGGGAGCACCUUCCUGCUGUGCCCACAGCUGGAACUCACUGGUGGCAGAGCAGCAGCUGCCAGCUCUGGCUGGGAAAGGUGUCCUGGGAGUGCUUGACCAGGCUCAAAGGCAAGGUACUCUGCAAGAAAACACAACCUCCAGCUUGUUCCUGCACCAGUAACCAUCUUUCAGUUUGUUGUGUCCUUUCUUUUGGUGUCUGUGCUAAUCAAAAAACACAAGCUGAAGAAUUGUAAAGUCUUGCAAUACACAAAGCAGUCUUGGUUUUAAAAUCCAUUCUGUUGCAGCAUAAUUUAAAUGGUGUAUUUAUCAGUUUUAAAUGUCAUUUUGCUUUCCCAGUCUUUUGUAUAUGGGCACAAUACUUUUUGUACAUUUUUUUUUUAUUUAGUUGUCUUUCUGUCUUUUCUUUCUGGUAGUGGAAGAUUUGAGCUCUCUGGGUUUUCACGGUACUCUUCUGAUCAUUCUUCAUAGUGGUAAAAGUCUGUAUUUUUGUAUGUAGGAGAAAUGGUAGUUUUCUAACACUUAGCCCAAUCAAUAUAGUACGGAAUCAUUUGUGAAGGACUUCCUGUUUAAUAAAUGGACAUAUUAAAGUACUAAAA